Sclerotinia trifoliorum is the source of this 368-nucleotide messenger RNA. The record is from the annotation of a GenBank genome assembly. NCBI's taxonomy places the organism in Eukaryota, Fungi, Ascomycota, Leotiomycetes, Helotiales, Sclerotiniaceae.
AUGAUAUCUCAAAGUACCUGUCAAGAUUCAGCCCAGGGCCUUCCUACUACUAACCUUCAAGGACUCUUUGAUCAGGACCCCGCCGAAGCCACUAAGCUCUUUGAUGCAUCGAAGCAAUACGGUUUCUUCUACCUUGAUUUUGGAACGAUCUCUAAGAGAAAGACUGUCCUAAGUCUCAUUGAUCAGAUAUAUCGCUUCGAGGAAGAGCUUUUCAGUCUUCCGCAGCACUACCUCAUGAAAUAUGAUGUUUACGAAAUAAAGUAUAUGAAAUUGAAUGGGUAGGCUCUUUCUAACAAGCUCCCGAAUAUUUUCUGAUAACAAGAAGCUACAAACCAAAGGGAAGAAAUUUUGGACGUAUGUACUACUAA